This is a messenger RNA of Aspergillus ibericus CBS 121593, 1715 nucleotides long. RefSeq names its product SIR2 family NAD-dependent protein deacylase. Lineage: Eukaryota; Fungi; Ascomycota; Eurotiomycetes; Eurotiales; Aspergillaceae. Gene Ontology annotation, molecular function: NAD+ binding; histone deacetylase activity, NAD-dependent. The transcript is spliced from 2 exons. The coding region runs from base 496 to 1626 and encodes 376 amino acids. The record is from RefSeq and is a predicted model, not a curated record.
AAAGGGAGAGAUAAGAUGGGAGUCCGAUGGAUGGAAAGCCAUCUGGCGUCGCGGCCCGGAGGCGGUGAGCUGCCGAGGGGUUGCAGGGAUGUGGUCGAGCUUCUCCCCGACGGCGUGUAGAUCCAUGGGAAUUCGCUGAAUUAGCGGAUGUCGAAUAUUCCGAGCAGCUGCCUGCUCUUCGAUCGUUCGACUUCUUAUAGUUUGGACCCCAAUCCCAGGAAUUGCCAUGUCGGGUGGUCCGCGGUGGAUUCCUCAGGCAACGACGAGGUGAACGAAUUCUGCCGGGGUGCCAUUCGACGUCAUCUCCAGCUUCCAGUCGGGCUUUUCCCCUCACUGCCUCGACCCUCUCUCCCAGCUCGACUGUCGCUACAACGCCCGCUCCUGGACGCCAUCGCCCCGAAUCCUCGGAAUUGAUCGACACUCGCCAUCAUCGGCCGCCGUCACAGACCCCGAUACCAACAAGCCCCGCCCAAAUCUGGUCGCCGGCCGCGCACCAUGGGCAACGAACCGUCAACCAUGGUGGACGAGCAUACGUCGCCUGCCGUGCUAGAGGCGCGUACGAUCGAGGCUGUGGCCAAGUACAUUGAGCAACGAUCGGUGCAGCGCGUGGUGGUGAUGGUCGGAGCUGGCAUCAGCACCUCGGCUGGAAUCCCGGAUUUCCGCUCCCCAGACACAGGCAUCUACUCCAAUUUAGAGUAUCUAGACCUGCCGGAGCCUGAAGCGGUCUUCGACAUUGGUUUCUUCCGCGAAAAUCCCCGGCCUUUCUACGCCUUGGCCCGGGAACUGGCCCCGGGCCAGUACCGGCCCACCAUUGCACACUCGUUUAUCAAGCUACUCUACGACAAGGGUCUGUUGAUGAAGCACUUCACACAAAACAUCGACUGUCUGGAGCGUCUCGCCGGGGUGCCGGGCGACAUGAUCGUCGAAGCGCACGGCAGCUUCGCGACGCAGCAUUGCAUUGAUUGCAAGGCCGAAUAUCCCGACGACCUGAUGAAAGAGGCUAUUGCGAAGGCGGAGGUACCGCACUGUGUCCAGUGCAAGGGGCUGGUGAAGCCGGACAUUGUUUUCUUCGGGGAGUCGCUGCCGUCCGACUUUUUCGAUAACCGGGAGCUCCCCGAACAAGCCGACCUCUGCAUCGUCAUGGGAACUAGUCUGACGGUGCAGCCAUUUGCCAGUCUGCCCGUGUUCUGUCGGGAGGGAUGUCCACGGGUGUUGAUCAACAUGGAACGAGUGGGCGGGCUGGGGUCCCGACCGGACGAUGUGCUGAUCCUGGGCGACUGCGACACCGGGGUGAGGAAAUUUGCGCGGGCGCUGGGCUGGGGGGAGGAGCUGGAGGAGCUGUGGGAGACGACGAACCCGGAUAAGGGAGCACGGGAGGCGGAGGAUGCACCCGCUCAGACGAGGGAGGAGCGGCUCCAAGACGAGGUGGAUCGCCUGACCGAGGAGGUUGAUCGCACGCUGGGCAUCUCCAAUGCAUACCAGCAGCGGGUGCGGCAGCAUCUGGAGCGCCAGGCCAGCAAGACGGCGGAAGCUGCGGAGAAUACGAAGCGGGAUGAGGAGACGGACCGGAUUGGGGGCCUGGCACAUGUCUUCCCGCAUCUGGCGCGGGCUAAGGAAGGGAGGUGAGGAUGCUGGAGCACAUCACAUGUGGGAUGGCGUUGGGUGGCUGGUUCGAGUGAUUCUGACUGGACGCGGCCAGCUGGUCGGGCAGACGG